UUGCGUUGUUGCAGUCGCUGCGCAGGCUCGCAUCGAUCUUACUUGCUCAGCUGAUACAUUUGCUGCUGCAUUUCGCAGUUCUGCUCCGCUUGCAACGCAUAUAAGGAAUACGUAACAAGCAUGUUUUUCUGACAUUUCAAGUGUAAUCUUGCCUUUGCAGUGUGCAAUUAUCAUUAUCGUUGCCAUUUCGUAUCUGUGUCGGUAUAUUUGAUAAUUGUCUUCCUGUAGAAAAAAUUGUUUACGCAUGCGUUCUUCAACUUGUGUCAAGAACUGAACUCAAUAUCUUGAAGAAGUGCUCUGAAUUGUACAGGAUGUAGCCAAUAAUAUCGAUAUGGCGUGAAAUUUUUCGACACGCGCCGGUCGAGAAGUACACGAAGAAAUACGGUCGUAGAUGGUGAAAAACGAACGGCAUGUCUUCCGAAGAAAAACCAUGAGAACUUCCUCGCCCUCCUCCAGCACGAGUUCCGUGUACACCAGCGCCGAUGACGCACGUCGGUGCACCGGCUAUGAGAGGAGCCAGUUCCUCGACUUGGAGGAUGUCGGGACUACCUGGCUCCUCGGUUCGCAUUCCUCGCACGAUAGAUCUAAACGAAUACUCGAGAGAUUUAAAAUAGACAAAUCACGCUUUCGCGUACAUCAUGUGAUCAUAAUUGGUGCCAUCGUAGCUGCACUGAUAAUCGCCAUAAUCAUCGGCCUAAGUGCGUACGCACGUAACAGCACGUCUGAUUCACAAGAUGAUGAGUUUUUGGUGCCGCCCGAUCCAGAAAGCUUCCAGCCACCGACGUGGAGUAAGUUAAGAACUUUCAAACGCGGUGCUGUUUGCGCGGACGGAGCACCAUGCGCUGUUAUCGGCAAGUCAAUUCUAGAACGGAACGGAUCGGCAGUGGAUGCUGCGCUAGCAGCGCUAAUAUGCAACGGACUCGUGAACAUGCAGAGUCUGGGUCUCGGUGGUGGAUUUUUGAUGACUAUUUAUCAAAGAUCCACACGCCAGACCUUCGUUCUCAAUGCAAGGGACCGCGCACCUUUGGCAGCAAAUUUUACGAUGUAUACUGACAAACCCGCAAAUGCAUCUAGAUUCGGUGCACUGGCAGUCGCCGUACCCGGUGAAUUGGCUGGUUACUGGGAAGCUCAUCAACAAUUCGGUAAAUUGCCGUGGGCGGAUUUGUUCAAACCGAGCAUCGACCUCUGUGAAAAGGGCUAUGUUCUAACAUUAGUACAGUAUGACGGACUUUUAUAUAAUAAGAAGAGCAUUUACAAUGAUCCAACUUUGAGAGAACUGUUUGUCGAUCCUGCAACUAACGAGUUUCGUAAACUAGGUUCCGUGAUUAAACCCCACAUGCUUUGCGAAACGUUACGUACUGUCGCUAAGAAAAACGCAACCGAAUUUUAUAACGGUACGAUUGGACGACUUCUCGUCGACGAUUUGCAAGAACAAGGAGGAAUUAUAACGAUGAAAGAUCUUAAUGAGUAUAGAGUUUCAUGGAAUCAACCAAUACAAACAAAUUUUUCGGGCGGGUUGAAACUCUUGACUACAGGAUUGCCUGGUAGCGGAGCUCUUCUCUCGUUUAUUCUCAACGUCUUCGAUGAUUACGGCUUCACGCCAGCCAGUAUAACUGACUUUAACGCAACAAUCCUCACAUAUCAUAGAAUGAUAGAGACUUUCAAGUACGCGUUCGCGUUAAGAACGAAGCUAGGUGACGGAACUUUCAUCGAUAUGACCGAGAUAAUCAGAAACCUAACAUCGAAGAGUUUCGCGCGCUCGAUACGAGAGAAAAUAGAUGAUACAAGAACGUGGCAGGAUCCACAACAUUAUGGCUUUCCUGCCUAUGCUAAUGUCGAAGACCAUGGUACCGCGCACGUGUCCGUGCUGACACAAAAUGGUGAUGCGGUAUCGGUUACCAGCACCAUCAACUUUUAUUUCGGAAGCGGAAUAGUCAGCAAAAGAACCGGCAUUUUGUUAAAUAACGGCAUGGACGACUUCAGCAUUCCGUCGCAGUUCAAUUACUUUGGUGUGCCGCCAAGCCCCAACAAUUAUAUCGCGCCCAAAAAGCAGCCGUUGUCCUCAAUGGUGCCAUCCGUUCUAGUCGAUCGGAACGGUGACGUCAAGAUGGUCAUGGGUGCUGCUGGUGGUACGAAAAUUACGACGGCAGUAUCGCAAGUGACAGCAAAGAUACUUUGGAUGGGGCAGACGGUCAAGGAGGCAGUGGACUCAGCGAGAAUACAUCACCAGCUAUUUCCGCCCAAGAUAUCUUACGAGUAUGGGGUCCCUAAACAAGUGAUCGACGGUCUGAAACGUUUGGGACACGUCACGCAACGCUACAAACUUCGCGGCAGCGUAGCUUGUGUCGUACUGUAUGAAAAUUCCACCAUUUUUGCGAACGCUGAUUAUCGCAAAGGUGGCGAUGUGUACGGAAUCAAUUGAUUCGCGUGCGUGAGUCACCUUCCGAUGAUCCAGCUAUCAUUUUGUAGCACAAGCCUUCUGCGAAAGAUAAUAGAUUUUGUUCAAACAAUGCCGAACAACAUCUCAUGAUUAUAACACGGAUGUAUGCGAUCAAUCUUGUUAUUGUUAUGGACGAGGUGUUCGUGUUUGAAAGAUCGAUAUGUCAGUAUUACCGUUCAAUACAAAACUUUUACACUUUCUCGCUCACUGGUCGCAUCUUGUUCUUACAUCGCUCUUCCUCUUUCCAACAUCUAUAUUAUCGCGAAUUUAUCUUCCCACGAAUUUUCAUAACAUUUAUGUAUACAAAGGCAAUGUAAGACACGAAAAUCAAGAAAUUUUUUUUUCACAGUUGAUAUACAUGUUUGUACGAUUCGAAUUCUCAGCACAGUUGUAUGACGCUCCAUGGACGUGAUGUUUAUUGAAAAUCUCUAGCCUUGCUGCGCUAUUUAUAGGCGUAAAGCCUCGAUAUCACUGCGAUUUAUUUUCUGUUUUAAACUAAUCGGAUCAUCUCUUUGGAUCACGUAUCAAAUAUUCCACUUAGGCCCGUUUUCACAAUAUAUGGUUACCUAAAGAUUAAAGGUUACCAACAGAUUUAUCAAUGAAAUUCAUUCAUGAAUUUCUUGGUUACCUUUAAUCUUUAGAUGACCAUAUAAUGUGAAAUCGAGCUUUAAAUGUCAUCUGCACAUCCCAAUCUCUGCGAAUUCUCUCAUGUUCUAUAAUAAUUUUUUAAAUAAUCUUGUUAUUGAAUAAAACUGAAUUUUAAUAAUAGAUGUAAAGUGAUACACUAUUUUGACGACAGCAUUUUGCCAGAGGGAAAUUAUUUUUCGUAUUCUUGUUAACAUACGUCACUGCACGUCUCUCUUUCUAAUCUUCUUGCUUCAGAGUUUCCUACAACGCCAAAGCGACGCUUGGGAAGCGUCGUGCAAAUAUAAGGCAUUGCAUUAGCAAUUCCCCUUCUACACUUCAACAAAACCUGUUUCGUCCGAAGCCGUCCGGGAGGAUUCUCUCGAUUAGUUAAGAGCAGAUCGGGGGGCUGACUUAAUGCCAGCCAUCAGGAUCAAAUCGAUUAACGGUACUACGUAUCCAAUUUCCUUUCGUCUGGUCGUCGCCAAAUUCGUUGUUCGAAUUCGAUCGACGAUUUCCUUCACGCACUUUUAUAAAUGCCAAAAAUGAGAAGGAGAAAGAAAGAAGAAGCUGCAUGGCCAAACUUUGUCAUCUGCUGACUUAGCGGAGAUAGCACAUUCUAUAAGCUAUAAUUAAAUGUCGCCUCAUGUCAGCGAAAGGAGUGCACGAAAACGAGCACGUAUUUCGUGCUUCUAGUCGAGAUAAUCCAUCGAUAUUUCCUAUCAAUGUUCAGCCUUGAAAAUAAGAUGCGCCGUGAAAGAAAAAAGAAACUGAUAUUUUAAGUACAAACGAUUAUAUGCAAACGCGAUAUUUAAUUAUAAAUUAUAACAUCAACGCAACGUUAUAAUAU
Mycetomoellerius zeteki is the source of this 3914-nucleotide messenger RNA. RefSeq names its product gamma-glutamyltranspeptidase 1. Gene Ontology annotation, cellular component: plasma membrane. NCBI's taxonomy places the organism in Eukaryota, Metazoa, Arthropoda, Insecta, Hymenoptera, Formicidae. Gene Ontology annotation, molecular function: glutathione gamma-glutamate hydrolase. Bases 392 to 2422 code for a protein of 676 amino acids. The transcript has 10 exons. The record is from RefSeq and is a predicted model, not a curated record. Gene Ontology annotation, biological process: glutathione catabolic process.